Penicillium olsonii is the source of this 1386-nucleotide messenger RNA. The record is from the annotation of a GenBank genome assembly. NCBI's taxonomy places the organism in Eukaryota, Fungi, Ascomycota, Eurotiomycetes, Eurotiales, Aspergillaceae.
AUGACAUCUCUCUCGCUAUCGCUGGAUCCCCCAGCCUUGGUCAGACUCCAUGACGUCUUGAUCUGUCUGUCCAAGUUUAGUGAGACCGUCGCCAUCGAGGCCGAGCCAACCCUUCUUCGUCUGAGUGCCCUCAAUUCCACCAAGACCGGGUUUGCCUCCUUUGCCUUUGAGAAGAAUGUCUUCUUCGAGACAUACUCUUUCCAAACCAGCAAUGAUGGGCACAGUGGAAGCACUCCUCAAGAUCGAUUCUUCUGCCAGAUCUACGCAAAGGCACUUUUAUCAAUCUUCCGAGGGAGAAUUGAUAAGAACAAAGACACCGCCGUGGAGCGCUGUGACAUGGAAAUACAUGAAGACCCACAGCAAGCCGAGUGCAGACUCACAGUGAAGAUGAUAUGUGGACUUGGUGUCAUCAAAUCAUACAAGCUCACCUACGAGCCAGCAGCGAUUCAACACGCUGUCUUUGACAAAUCUAAGGCUACAAGUAUGUGGGCGGCUGAUCCAGGAUUCCUCAAGAACCUGAUAGAACACUUCAGUCUAUCUGCCGAGCAAUUAGAUAUGUACUCUGAUUCCGGCAGGGCAGUCUUCACCAGUUUUACUACGAAGAUCACUGAAGGCAAAGGCAGGAAUUCCAUGUUAUCUAGUGAGAAGAUUCGACUUGCUAACCUUCAGACAGAAGUUCUGAAACAUCCAGUGCACACGUCUGUCGCAACAGACAAACUCGACUUCCAAGAGUAUCAGGUUGAAGACAACAUGCACGUGGCAAUCAAUCUCAAGGACUUCAAGGCCAUAGUCGGGCAUGCGGAAACGGCAAAUGCCACCGUGACAGCCCGGUUCACCAGGCCUUGCAAGCCGCUGCAACUGGAGUACCGGGUCGAAGGAGUCCAGGCGGAAUUCACGAUUAUGACCCGCGGCCAAGCAGAUGAUGAUGUUCCAUCAUCCCGGGCAACUAUCCCACGAGAAACACCAGCGCCAAUCCCGGUUGCAGCCAGGCCGUCCGAAACCCAGCGAUCGGCACCAAAUACGAUGCCACCACCGCCGCCACGGAGCAGAUCGAUUCGCCCUUUGCAUGGAUCAUCCACACAGGAGAACCUGAGUCAAAGGACCGGCGCGGAUCGACCUUUGGCGUCUGGUCUUUCGAUGGAUUUCGACAGUCUCUUUGUUCCUGCUGAUGACGAUAGACAAUGGGAUGAGAUGAACGAAGAGGAGGAGCCCCAGGAUAUUCUAGGGUGGGAUGCGUCGGGAACUCAGGAUGCUUUCGGUGCAUCGAUUCGUGAUGCAGAGCCUGCUCUGAAGGGCGACGAGCGGACCGAAGAGCCAGAUGACGAGAUAGGUCUUCCGCCAACUCAGCGUUUGUCUCAGGUUCGCCAGUACGGUCUCUUCGACUGA